Molecule: messenger RNA, 1448 nt
Organism: Colias croceus (clouded yellow)
Lineage: Eukaryota; Metazoa; Arthropoda; Insecta; Lepidoptera; Pieridae
Product: putative methyltransferase C9orf114
Exons: 3
Coding region: 110-1327 (405 amino acids)
Source: RefSeq, a predicted model, not a curated record
CUUGCAUGCUGUUGCUGAUUUCUGUUGAUAUCCAUGCGAUUUUCUUUUAAUUAUUAUUUUAUAUCGAUACAUUAAUUAAAAAUUAACAAAUAAACUAGUUUUAUCAAUAAUGUCUGAACCUAUAGUGCCUACAAAGCCACCAGGUAAAAGUUGGCGCGAAAUAAAUCAGGAAAGAAAAGCUCUCAAGCGUCAGCGAAAUGAAGAGAAGAUUGUGAAGAGGGAAAAAAGAGUGUUGUUAGAGAAAGAAUUGGAAGAAAAAGUUAAGGAGGAAACAGAGAAAGAGAAAAAGUAUGCUGAGAUUUCAACUGUUAGUAUAGCAGUGCCGGGUUCUAUAUUGGAAAAUGCUCAAUCGGCGGAGUUACGAACAUACUUAGCUGGUCAAAUAGCUCGGGCGGCUUGUGUGUUUUGCGUGGACGAGGUGAUAGUAUUCGAUGAUAUAGGGGACCAAUUGAACACGAAAAAAUCCAAACUAGAUGAUGGAGAUGGUGUUAUAGUAGCUCGAAAAAGUUGUGUACAACUUGCAAGGAUUUUACAAUAUUUAGAAUGCCCACAAUAUUUACGAAAACAUUUUUUCCCUAUUCAUAAAGAUUUGGAGUUUGCUGGGCUUCUAAAUCCUCUUGAUGCACCUCAUCAUUUGAGAAUGUCUAAUGAUUUUAAAUUUAGAGAAGGAAUAACAAUGAACAAGAAAGUAAAGCCAGGUAAAGGAUCACAAGUUAACGUUGGUUUAUUGAAAGAUGUAUCAACGGAUAAGUUACUCAGUCCAGGAAUAAGGGUUACUGUUCGAAUGUUGCCAACACCCGAGGGUAGUAAGAAGUUAAAAGGGAAGAUUGUCAGUCUGGCAACACCGAGGGCUGAGACAGGUGUAUAUUGGGGCUAUACUGUGAGGAUAGCCAACAGUUUGAGUCAAGUUUUCACACAGUGCCCGUACAAAGAUGGAUAUGACCUUACUGUUGGUACAUCAGAUAAAGGGACACCAAUAGAUGAUAUGCCUGAAAAGCAGGUGGGAUACAACCAUGCCUUAAUAGUCUUUGGAGGUCUUCAUGGAAUAGAAGCGGCAUUAGAAAGUGAUGAACAGCUACAAGUCAAUGAUGCUAGUUUACUCUUCAACCAUUAUGUUAACGUUCUUCCAAAUCAAGGUUCCAGAACAAUCCGUACUGAAGAAGCAAUAUUAAUAGCACUUACCAGCCUUCAAACUAAAUUAAACCCUAAAAACGCUCCUAUGGUCUUCAAAGAUACUGGAAUCGCUACCAGUUCUACUUAUCCUGUGCAAAAGGUUGACAAUACAAAUUCGGUUGCUAAUAAUAUAGAUUUAAGUAAAUUUGAUUAAAUAAAAAAAAAAAACAAAAAUGAAAAAAAAUAAAAUUUUUAUUCAACCAUAACCUAUCAAAAUGGAAGACUAUGCUUAUAGGAAUGUGUACUUUAAGUACUUAACAAUAAUAUUCGAUUUA